Molecule: messenger RNA, 669 nt
Organism: Brenthis ino (lesser marbled fritillary)
Lineage: Eukaryota; Metazoa; Arthropoda; Insecta; Lepidoptera; Nymphalidae
Source: the annotation of a GenBank genome assembly
AUGAUUGUUGAAGCGCUGCAAGAUUCCAACUUCAAUGACGAACUGCUGUUUGAUCUCAAAAAAGAAAACCAAAUCGUAUCCAGGGAAGUGGAUAAUUACCGCUCGCGGCGCACCGACGCCAUCAGCCGCCGCGUCUACUCGGCCCUCGUCAUGAAACUCAUUGACAUCGCUAAGGAUCUACCUCGCAACACAAGCGCUUCGAGCCGCAUUGACACCGCCCACCGCUACUACAUGUCCGUAGAGAGCAAGGACAUGCACGAUCAAAUGGCUGACAUACAAGUGUUUCAUGCAUGUGCUAGACUGUAUGAUAUAAUGUUCACAGCCCCAAGAAUUAUCGGAGAACUGGGUAACCUAGACGAUUUAACGCCGAAGAUACUAGUGAAGAAACUUAAUGAUUUGAAUGUGAAACCCGUUCAUCUUGGAGUAGCUUUGCUGAUUCAAUAUUAUCUCCGCAGCACAAUCAACUUUGCUAUCCGGGCCAAAAUUGUAGAUGUGCUAUCCACUAAACCAGAAAUGGUAGGGCUACAAGUCAUCGAAACGUUAAAGAUGCUCGCUUCCUUACUCCUACCAAUCGCUGAGCUGUUAGACAUACAUCUAUCACAUUCUAGCCCCGCUUUCAAAGACACCUGCCCGUCUACUUGGCUUGGUAUUGUUAAUAAUAAACAACCU